AUGUCAAGGAAAAGAGCCGAGGAUAUGAAAUGGUUCAAGGAAAAACGUCAAGAUGUCAGUGUAUUGAGGCAUCCUGCAGAUAGUGAUGAGUGGAAGGAAUUCGAUACACAACAUCCUGAAUUCGCCUUAGAGCCUCGGAAUGUGAGGCUAGGGUUAGCUACUGAUGGUUUCAACCUUUUGAAAAAUAUGAAUAACUCAUAUAGUUUGUGGCCUGUCGUACUCAUUCCGUACAACUUGCCACCGUGGUUGGCUAUGAAGGACCCAUUUUUCAUGCUGUCAUUACUUAUUCUUGGUGAAUCACAACCAGGAAUUGAUAUUGAUGUCUACAUGAGACCUUUAGUGAAAGAAUUGAAUGAAUUAUGGAAAAAUGAAAGGCGAAAGAGUAGAGCAUAUAAUGGCAAGCAUGAAAAACGGAAGAGAUCUUUGGUGAUACCGAUAGAAAAGAUUGAAGAACAAUUGGGCAGCUUGACGGGUGUCACUUAUGAAAAACAUCCAAGCAACAGGAAAAGACCUCGCCAGAACCCAAAUUGGACAAAGGUAAGCAUCUUGUAUGAGCUACCAUAUUGGAAGAAAAGGAGGCUUCGACAUAACAUUGAUGUCAUGCAUGUGGAUAAGAACUUUAGUGAAAAUGCUUUUGGAACGAUGUUAGGAAUUGAUGGGAAGAACAAGGAUACAGAUAAGGCACGGAUGGAUUUAGAAGAUAUGAAUAUAAGGAAAGAAUUAUGGUUGACAACAAAUUCUGAUGGAUCAUAUGUGAAGCCUCGAGCCAGCUUCUCACUGACCCCUAAAGAGAGAGAGGGUUUCUUUGAAUUCUUGAAAUCAAUCAAGUAUCUAGAUGGGUAUGCGGCAAACAUUUCGAGAUCAGUGAAUGCAAAAAAUGGAAGAUUAACAGGAUUGAAAAGCCACGACUGCCAUGUACUUAUACAACGAAUUCUUCCUAUUGGGAUGCGUGGUUACGUAGAUAAAGAGAUCAGUACAACACUUUUUGAGUCAGCCUUCUUUAAUGUGAUGGUUCAUUUGGCCAUUCACUUGCCACGUGAGACUAUUCUCGGAAAACAUGUGCAAUAUCGGUGGAUGUGCCCCAUUGAAAGCUCGUCACCAAUCAAGCUUGACCAGAAGGUUCUAUUGCGGAGGCUUACAUUGUCAAGGAGUGCAUUACUUUUUGCUCAAUGUAUCUUGAAGGAACUUCGUGAUAUUGCUCAUUGGUUCUUAUUAUACAAUAGCCUUGAGAUAGAGAAGUAUCUUCAGGAACAUAAGAAUUUGUUACAAAUUCCCACUGGACAAGAUAUAACUCAGAUACAACAAAAGGAAUUUCCGAAGUGGUUCAAAGAAUAUAUAAAUAGAUUGAGAGUUGAUGAGGCACCAGAAGCAACCGAAGAAUUGUGGUCAUUAGCGAAUGGUCCUAAUUUUCUAGUGAAAGAGUACUCGGGUUGUAUAAUCAAUUGUGUAAGAUUCCAUACGAAGGAAUUAGACAAUCGUCGUAAAAGUCAAAACAGUGGUGUGCUUAUCGAAGGGGACUACAAGGGGGAGAUGCACGAAUUCUAUGGUCACUUGUGCAAUAUUUGGAAAUUUGAGUACAUGUGUCAAAAUAAAGUUGUUUUGUUUCAAUGUAAAUGGUACAACACCGGUAACACUGGUAGAAGUAGAACAAUCCAACAUAGAGGUGUGUUUGAUGUGCCAGAGGUUAGUGAUGGAGAACCACCAGAUCAACCAGAAUUUAAUGAUGCAUUCCAACAAGAAAACAUUAACUUAGUGGUCCUAAUCAACAUUGAAGAUAUUAUUCGAUUUCAUAAGGAUGAUAUUGAAGCUGAGGUUAUUCCAAAUAAAACAAAGAGAGAUGAUAGAGAUGACGAAGAAGAUGAAGAACUUGGUGUACUUGAUGAUGAUAUGGAUCCUGAUAUGAAACCUGAUAUGGAUUAUGAUAUGUAG
This is a messenger RNA of Camellia sinensis, 1929 nucleotides long. RefSeq lists its product as uncharacterized. The record is from RefSeq and is a predicted model, not a curated record. Lineage: Eukaryota; Viridiplantae; Streptophyta; Magnoliopsida; Ericales; Theaceae.